Vanderwaltozyma polyspora DSM 70294 is the source of this 1035-nucleotide messenger RNA. It is a transcript of the gene HEM2, whose product is annotated as porphobilinogen synthase HEM2. The transcript has a single exon. The record is from RefSeq and is a predicted model, not a curated record. Gene Ontology annotation, molecular function: porphobilinogen synthase activity; zinc ion binding. NCBI's taxonomy places the organism in Eukaryota, Fungi, Ascomycota, Saccharomycetes, Saccharomycetales, Saccharomycetaceae. Gene Ontology annotation, biological process: heme biosynthetic process. Bases 1 to 1035 code for a protein of 344 amino acids. Gene Ontology annotation, cellular component: cytosol.
AUGCAUGUUGCUCAAUUUUUGAAUUUGAACGAUGGAACUCCAGCUGUCGAAGUUGGUUCUGUUCUGUCCGGUGGUUACAACCAUCCAUUGCUAAGAGCUUGGCAAAAUGAGAGACAAUUGACUAAAAAUAUGUUGAUUUUCCCAAUUUUCAUUUCUGAUAAUGACGACGAUGAAACUGCUAUUGAAUCCUUGCCUAAUAUCAAGAGAUUCGGUGUUAAUAAGAUCACUGCUUAUUUGGAGCCAUUGAUCGCUAAAGGAUUGAAGAGUGUAAUCAUCUUUGGUGUCCCAUUGAAGGAAGGUGUCAAGGAUGCUAUCGGUACUGCUGCUGAUGAUCCUAACGGUCCUGUCAUCAAGGCUAUCAAACUGUUGAGAAAGACAUUCCCUGAUUUAUACAUUAUCUGUGAUGUUUGCUUAUGUGAGUACACAUCCCAUGGUCAUUGUGGUGUGUUGGACGACGAUGGUGCUAUCAACAUCGAAGAAUCUGUUGCUAGAUUAGCCAUGGUCGCAUUGAACUACGCUAAAGCUGGUGCUCACUGUGUUGCUCCAUCCGACAUGAUUGAUGGUCGUAUCAGAAUGAUCAAGAAAGGUUUGUUGGCUAAUGGUUUGGCCAACAAGACCUUUGUUUUGUCUUAUAGUGCUAAGUUCAGUGGUAAUCUAUAUGGUCCAUUUAGAGAUGCCGCAUGUUCUUCUCCAUCCAGUGGUGAUCGUAAAUGCUACCAAUUGCCUACAGGCGGUAGAGGUUUGGCCAGAAGAGCGUUGAAGAGAGAUCUUGAUGAAGGUGCUGAUGGUAUUAUUGUCAAGCCAUCUACAUUCUAUUUGGAUAUCAUGAGAGACGCUAGUGAAAUAUGCCAAGACUUCCCAAUUUGCGCUUAUCACGUUUCUGGUGAGUUUGCGAUGUUGCAUGCAGCAGCAGAAAAGGGUGUGGUUGAUUUGAAGACCAUUGCAUUUGAAUCUCAUCAAGGGUUCCUAAGAGCUGGUGCCAGAUUAAUCAUCACAUACCUUGCACCAGAAUUUUUGGACUGGUUGGAACAAUAA